CCCUAGGAGACCAGGCACAAGCCUAGUUGUAUUUCCUGAAAAAAAUCUAGAUUUUUCUUCAUAUAUGAAAGACCUAAUACCAAGAUUACGCGAGAACUCUCAAAUUAUCUUCAAAUUCAUAAACGAUCCCUACCAGCACAUAGUAAUCUGUUUUUCCACCAAAAACAUAUCUUACAAGUAGUGUUAAAUAAAUAAAUUAAAUUCUAGAAUUUAAUUUAAUAAAUAAAUAAUCGUUAAAUUAAUUAAAUAUUGUUAAAUAAACGCAGCAGUACAAAAAGACUUAAAAUAGAGAAAUAGAGGCUAUCGAUAUGUCAAAGAUAACCCUGGACGGCUUUUUUUCCUACUGCAAGCAAAUAGCUGAGCACAUCCAGUUGGGCGAAAGAAUGGCUUCUCUAUCAGGACAAGGAACCCCAAAACUGACAUCGGGAGUCGGCAAUCUCUACUAUGAUUCCAUCCUCCCGUACCGAGAGGAGGCCAGUCCUCAGACCCGGGAGUUCCUCGCGAGGGUGGUGGACGUCCUUCUAGAUUACGUGCAGAAGGUCAACGAUAGGAAUGAAAAGAUCCUGGAAUUCAAGAUGCCGGAAGAGAUGCAGAGGCAGCUGGACCUGUCUCUGCCAGAAGACCCCCUGCCAUUGAAACAGCUCCUCGAAGACUGCAAGAUCACCCUCAAGCAUCAGGUCAAAACUGGUCACCCCCACUUCUUCAACCAGCUGUCAUGUGGGCUGGACAUCAUCUCGCUGGCGGGCGAGUGGCUGACGGCGGCCGCCAACACCAACAUGUUCACGUACGAGAUAGCUCCCGUCUUCAUCCUCAUGGAGAACGUGGUGCUCACCAAGAUGCGGGAGAUGAUCGGCUGGAGAACUGGGGACUCCAUCUUGGCCCCAGGGGGCUCGGUGUCCAACCUGUACGCGUUCCUGGCGGCGCGCCACCACAAGUUCCCGCAGUACAAGGAGAAGGGGCUCACCAGCAUCCCUGGACAACUCGUCAUGUUCACUUCUGACCAGUGCCACUACUCGGUGAAGUCCUGUGCAUCGGUGUGCGGGCUGGGCACGGACUACUGCGUGUGCGUGCCGUCCGACGAGCGCGGGCGCAUGCUGCCCAACGAGCUGGAGCGACUUGUGCGAUAUCACAAGGAUAGGGGGAACGUGCCAUUCUUCGUGAACGCCACCUCAGGGACCACAGUACUUGGCGCGUUCGACCCCCUCACGGAGAUCGCGGACAUCUGCCAGAAAUACGACAUGUGGAUGCAUGUCGAUGCUGCGUGGGGCGGCGGAUUGCUGUUCUCCAAGAAAUACCGUCAUCCUCGCCUCACAGGAGUCGAGAGAGCUGACUCCGUGACAUGGAACCCUCAUAAGCUGAUGGGGACCCUGCUCCAGUGCUCCACCGUGCACUUCAAGUAUGAGGGAAUCCUCCUCAGCUGCAACGCCAUGUCGGCGGAAUACCUGUUCAUGACGGACAAGAUCUACGACGAGCGCUUCGACACGGGCGACAAGGUGAUCCAGUGCGGGCGACACAACGACAUCUUCAAGCUGUGGCUGCAGUGGCGAGGCAAGGGUACGUCAGGCUUCGAGCGCCUCAUGGACCGUUUGAUGGAGCUGUCGGAGUACAUGGUGCGUCGCAUCCGAGAGCAGAGCGACAAGUUCUACCUGAUCCUGGAGCCCGAGAUGGUGAACGUCAGCUUCUGGUACCUGCCGCAGCAGCUGCGGGGCUUGCCGCAUGACAAGAACAAGGAGAUCAAGCUGGGCAAGGUUUGCGCCAAGCUAAAGGGCCGGAUGAUGCAAGCUGGCACCAUCAUGGUGGGCUACCAGCCUGACGACCGCCGACCAAAUUUCUUCCGCAACAUCAUCUCUUCCGCCGCCGUCACUGAGAGAGACGUGGACUUCCUGCUCGCUGAGAUGGACCGCUUGGGUCACGACAUAACCGUCGAUUAAGUCUUUUUAACACCAAAUAAGUAAAAUUUAACAUUAGUUUUCAGUAAAUUUAACAUUAGCAUUCUUUUUAGUUGCAAUUCGCUCAAAUGUCUUAAUAGCUAUUUUGAAUUUUAUUGUUAAUAAUUAUUAAUAUUAAUUACAUAAAGGGAUGUUAAGCGAUGUCAUUUUACUUUAAGGAUCUAUUUAUUAGACUCUGAAGGAAAAAUGUACGAAAAUAUUUAUUGAUUAAUUAAUAAACAUCGAUUGGUCUUCCAAUAGUGUAUAUUUAGAUCUUAAAUUAUUAAUAUUUUCUUAUUUAACUUAAUGUUAAAUAGUUUAAAUAAACUCACUAUGGGUAAUAUAUUUUCGUGUAAUCUAUAUUUGCGUGUGAUUUCAGGAGUGCCAAGUUAUACUUAUGUGUGUAUAUUGUAAACUAUUGUAAUUUGUAGUUACUACUAGAGUUUACAGAAGUGUCAUUGUGUUAUUCUGGUCCAGGCGUAUUUAACAUGUUAAAAAAUACUUAUAAACUUUAUUACUUCUCUUAAAAAUGAAAUAUAUUAAAACGGAGACAAUUUUAAGUUGUUAAAAACAACAAAAAAAAUGUUAAAAAUACUUAUUAAUGCCCUUGCAUUUUGUUAGAAAGUUUAUCACGUAUUUAUGUAGUUUUGAUUAAAUUAACUAACCGUCUAUUUAUAAAAAAAUGUAACUGUUUGUCUGUUGUCUUUAUAAAAUUAUUAUUCUAUAGCUUGUUGUAUUGACAAUGGAAAUACUAUAUUUCUGUAAGUUUAACAGAUAUUUAGAGUGAAUAGUUUAAAAAAGAAUGAAUGGAAUUGUGUGAAAAUUGAAAAACACUUUACUGGAAUUGUAUUGUCUGUGUGAGAAUGUACCUACGUAUAUCUAGAUUCUAGAAAAUUCAAAAGAAUACGUACCUAUCGUGUUUCGUACUUAUAAGCUUUAUUAGUGUGAUUUGUUUCACUUUUUUUUUUUAAAUAAAUAAAGUGGUAAAUAGGUAUAGUUACUUAGAGAAAAAUAUUUCUACGUCUUGAUAUUUUGACUAUGCAUAUUUAAGAUUUAAACUAAGUAUUUAAAAGUAUAGGAAGGUAGAUAUAUUUACUUACUGUUGCUAUCUUAUCGAAAAAUUUGUUAACGCUUAGCGAAUAUAUUGAAUUUUAUAUUUAAAAAAAUAUUUUUUUAAUUGCGAGUAUGAUUAUGCUUUUUAAAAAGCAAGGAUAUUCCACUCUCAUUUUCAUUUUGUGGGUUUUCCUUUUUAUUAGGUUUUAUUUCGAUAAAGUUAGUGAAUUAUGUAUUUUUUAGAUUUUAAAUACCUACUUAAUUGUAUAAAAUAAGUAGGUUUACUUAUAAUAACUGAAAUAGGUACUAUAAACUAAUAGAAAUAUAGAUUUAGAGAAUCUGAUUCACUUAUAUACGAACAUAUCUCCCGUUUUGCCAAUUAAAAAAUAUAUUUUAAUAUUUUGGGAAUUAUUUGGUACGUAAAGACAUAGCACGCCUAGUUCUUAUGUAAAAAAAUGUGUUUCUUAUUGAUUUAUGAAUAUUUUUUUUGUUAAUUCUUGAACUAUAACCAGUUUUAAAGCAGGCUUUAAGUUUUUUAGUAACAACAAUUCUAUGAAAAAAUUAGUGUAACAAUGCAAUAAAACAUUCUAGCAUUUUCAAAUGUACAUUUAUAAAAUAAUAUCUUUUGACUAGUUUAUUUUUGGUACUUUUAUUAUUUUCGAAUAUCUAUUCCUUUAUAAAUAGAGAUAAAUUAGAAUAAAAUAUUGUAGGAAUAAACAACUUUGGACAUUUAAUUAAAAUAUUUGUAAAUAUAAAAAAAACUCGUGACGAUGACAAUAGUAAAAUGUAGUAUAGUGUUUUUCUAUUAGUUUUAAGGGUGACGCCAUCUUUAUUUCAACGAAAUGUGGUGUCUAAGCCGUUAAAUAGACAUUUCUUUUAAACAAUUGUUAGAAUUAAUAAAAUAUAAGUUUAUUUGUAAGAAUCUGAAUGAAAACUGUCUGUCAAAUUAAACAUUAACAUGUAAAUAAGUAGAAGUUUUUCGAUUGUUAUUAUUGGGAAAUGAACAAACUAAAGCAGAAAUCACUUGCAAAUGUAGGCUCUCAAUGCUUAGCUACUUAAUACUAUUUUUUUAACCACCUAAGUACUUUGUAACUGGCACGGCAAAUCCAACAAACAUUAAUAAUGUUCCUUCAAUUUAAUUGAAAUCUUGAUUUUGCAAAACUUAAUAAUUAUAAGUACUAAAAUGUAGUUAUAAGCUUAAAGCUUCGUAGAGUUAAGAAAUGAUAUAAAAAUAUUUAUUUUCAAUGUCAAUAUAAUAAGACGAAGUCUUCCAAAUGUCUUCCAAUUUUAUUGAAAAAAAUGUAUUUAAAAAGGUCUCUUAGUUCAUAAUUUUUUGGCGUUGACGUACAAAAUUGCAUUUAAAUGUUUGAACUUGAUAGGACUUUAAUACUCGAAUAUGGGUAUAAAAAAAAAAUAUAUAACGGUAACUCACAUAUCCAUUUUGACGCAAGUUUUGAAUAAAAAAUUCAAUUUUAAGACCGAUUUAAAAAAACUACUUUAAAUCGUUAAAAAUUAACAUGUAUAUAACUAUAGUUAACUUGAAAUAAAUCCAUCAAGCGUGUUAUUUUAAAACAUAAUCAAAAGGUUAUAGUAAGCUCGGACUAAUUUCAAAACCGGACAAAUCCGAGAAAAUUCGGAUUUAUGGUCUCACUAUAUUUUGAGCAAAAUUAAGUCUUAGAUACAUUUUGACCACUAUACAAAUACAAACACGAUGAAUUUCUAAAAUAUUUCCCUAUAAUUAUUUUUUCAAAUCGCAUCAUUUUACAUAAAAAUAACUGCGAUACUCUUUUUUCAAACGCGAUGCGUAUGAAAAAUAUGUUUUCAAUUUUAGCCAAAUUGGACCUUAUUGCUUUCUUUUUAAAGCAUAUAUUAGGUUUAAUUACUGUCGUCAAGCACGAUCUUGCAAUAUAAAAAAUAGGGUAUAUACGACAAGUGACAAUCUUUUACCAACAGAUGAAGCAAAAUAAAACGCACGCGGCGUUCCAUUUUUGAAAAUGAUUUAGCUAAGGGUUUCUAGAAUAAAUCGAGUAUGCCUAAGCAAAAAACCUAUGGCACUAAUUGGUAGGUAACUACUCUACCUACUACGUCUACGAGAUAUCCUUGGACGACCGCAAUAAAAGUAUGGUGGCCUCAAAACAGCUGAUUCGUUUGGCGGCCAUUUUCGGCGGAUGACAUUAUUCUGAACGCUACUCCCGUCCGAUUGAAAUCUAAAAAAUUUCAAGUUGCGCCUAAAUAAGUUGUACUUCAAAAAAAUUGCGUUUUUGCCAAAAUGUAUGAACUAAGGGGCAUUUGUAUGGAUGUUCGGUGUUUCGACAGUGUUUAGAGUUUAGAUGCGACGUGUGUGAACGUUUUCGAUCAGAUAUAUCGUGUUAGCUGAAUAAUCUUGUUCCAGUUGUUGAAUGUAAAGACCUGUAUAACCACAAUAAAUGGUAAUGUUGUUAG
Messenger RNA from Maniola jurtina (meadow brown), 5423 nucleotides. It is a transcript of the gene Gad1, whose product is annotated as glutamate decarboxylase. Gene Ontology annotation, molecular function: carboxy-lyase activity; pyridoxal phosphate binding. Gene Ontology annotation, cellular component: cytoplasm. The transcript has 14 exons. The coding region runs from base 309 to 1931 and encodes 540 amino acids. The record is from RefSeq and is a predicted model, not a curated record. Gene Ontology annotation, biological process: carboxylic acid metabolic process. NCBI's taxonomy places the organism in Eukaryota, Metazoa, Arthropoda, Insecta, Lepidoptera, Nymphalidae.